Messenger RNA from Prosopis cineraria, 2327 nucleotides. RefSeq lists its product as uncharacterized. The record is from RefSeq and is a predicted model, not a curated record. Gene Ontology annotation, molecular function: protein binding. Bases 34 to 2142 code for a protein of 702 amino acids. The transcript has 7 exons. NCBI's taxonomy places the organism in Eukaryota, Viridiplantae, Streptophyta, Magnoliopsida, Fabales, Fabaceae.
UUGUGGUAUCAUUUCAUCAACAAACUCAAACAAAUGGAUCCUUUUUCAUGGUCAGCUUCAGAGUCAGAGACUGAGAGUCUUCCACUAGUUUCUGAACAGGAAAAUGAAUUAUUAUACCAGUCCACAUUCAAAGGUGACUGGGAAAAGGUGACCGAGUUAUAUAAAAAAACACCAGGGGUUCAGAGCACAGUGAUCACACCAGUGAGCUCACAAGACACGGCACUGCACGUGGCCAUCAGUGAUGACAGAGAAGAAGAAGUGAAGAGUAUGGUAGAAUCAAUCGUCAAUCACAAGAACGAAAAAGCUCUGAUAAUGCAGAAUGGCAGAGGGGAAACCCCUCUGCAUCGUGCAGCCACAAGAAAGUCGGUGACAAUGUGUGAGUACAUCGUGGAGGCAGGACGGAGAAUGCAGACGGAUUUACUCAAUAUUCCUAACAAAUGGGGCGAGACACCCAUUUUCACAGCGGCUCUUUACAACCGUAAAGCCGCCUUCAUCUUCCUCCACAAGGCUGCCAUUGACAUAUGCCAGCACCCAGAAACACUUCUCACAAGAAUGGACAGUUCUGGAGAUACUGUACUUCAUUGUGUCAUUAGGAGAGAGCAUUUGGAUCUGGCAUUCUACGUAAUCAUAAUGUGCCCAGAUCUUGCGGGCAGAGCCAAUGUGAAGGGAGAGACUCCUCUUCAUGUUCUUGCUGGCAAACGUUCUGCCUUUAGAAGUGGCCUGAGCCUAUCGUGGUGGAAGGAGAUCAUAUACUACUGUGUCAAUGUCGAUCCGCCGAAAUAUGAUCCAGAAUGUUGUAGGAAAAUUAACGAGAAUGCGUGGCGACCGGCCAAGUCAUCUGGCAGCCAACGAGGAGAGAAGAAUACAUGGGAUCCUGAGGCCCCAAAUAACUCCUAUAUUAAUAAAGAUAUUCCACAGAAUUAUACUACCUGUUACCAGGUUUCGGUGUCUGUCUACCAAAUUCUGAUUCACUUCAUGGGAUCGGCCGGGAAUAACAUAGUUAGCAAAAUAAGGGAAGAGAAAGAAAAGCAUGCAUGUAGUGCUGAGAUAUUGAGUGCGCUCAUGGAAAAUGGUAAAGCAUACAUUGCCACUGCUGAAGGAAGAGGCCCCGGAAGGAGCAAAGUGUUUGAUCCGAGAAAGCAAAAUCCACCAACGACUGGUGAAGCUCAUCAGAAUGAUAAGGAGACAGAAAUUUAUACGCCCUUGUUGGUGGCAGCCAGGGGAGGUGUAGUUGAAGUCGUGAAUAAAAUUCUAAGCCAAUUACCAGUGUCCAUCUACGAUACCACGUCGAAGGACAAGAAUAUAUUGCAGGUGGCAGUGGAGAACAGGCAACCCUGGGUUAUUGAGGCAGUUCGUAAACAAGUCAAAAACAAAAAAUUAAAGCUUAAUCUUUGGGACGACCUUAUUGAAUCAGUGGAUACUGAUGACAACACUAUAUUGCACUUAGCAGCUCACUAUGAUGAUUCCAUGUCUCACCCUUCGCAGGUUCAUGGCGUUGCCAUGCAGAUGCAAUGGCAAAUAAAGUGGUAUGAGUAUGUGAACUGGUUGUCGCCACAACACUUCCUUUUCCUUACCAACAAAAAAGAAGAAACUCCGGAACAGAUCUUCACUAGAGAUCAUCAAGGUUUAGUCAAAGACAGCAGUGACUGGCUUAAAGACACUUCUGAAUCUUGUUCAGUGGUGGCCGCAUUGGUUGCCGGAGUUUCCUUUGCAACAUCGAGCGCUGUCCCCGGGGGCACCAAUGACGAGACUGGUAAACCAACCUUGGAACAACAGCCGGCAUUUGAAGUUUUCGCUAUCACCGCGCUCAUGGGGCUCUGCUUCUCCGUCACUGCACUGAUCAUGUUCCUUUCCAUACUCACCUCUCGAAAACUACCCAGAGAUUUUAAGAGAAGUUUGCCGCUGAAGCUUCUUCUGGGCCUGAGCUCGCUGUUCGUGUCCAUCGCCUCGAUGCUCAUAUCUUUUUGCGCAGCACAUUUCUUCGUGCUUGAGGACAAAUUCAAGACAGCAGUGUUCCCUCUUUAUGCCGCCACUUGUCUUCCUGUUUCCUUCUACGCAAUCCUGCAGUUUCCACUCUACGUGGAUCUUUUGAAUUCCAUUGUUGCAAAGGUUCCCCGACCACACCCUUCUAGCCAUAUAUGAUUCUAGCGAUUGGUUUGGUAUAAUAUUUAUUUGAACCUAUAUUUUCUGAUCUUCAAUAAUUGCUUUUCCCCCACAGAUUGGAAAGCUAGCUGUGUUAUUUAUUUCUGUCUGUCUAUUUGUUAAGGCAGGUCAUGAACCUCUCCCGUUGAUACAUGAGAAACCUCAAUGUAUGUGAUUUGGAUUCA